AUGAAAUUUCGCAUCGCGCUCGCCUUCGCGGCGCUGGCCGCGGGCGCCUCCUCAGCCGCGACCGCCGACCACAGCUACGACGCGGGCCAGCGCUGGGGCCCCUACCGACCCAACCUCUACUUCGGCGUGCGGCCCCAGGUCCCCAAGACGCUGCUGGCCGGGCUCAUGUGGGCCGAGGGCGGCGCGCGCAUGCUCGACACGCUGCGCGACACGUGCGAGCAGGACGACGGCAUGGAGGGCUACGGCUGGCCACUCUACGACACGCGCGUCGGCGGCAGGCAGGAGAUGCACGACGCCCGCCUGGGCGUCGACCUGGCUACCGAGUUUGUCAAGACGCCCGACGGCGACAACUGGGCUGUCCGUGUCAGCGGCGCGGCUCGCGGCGGUGGCGUCCCGCCGCAGAUCGCCCUCGUAUUUCACUUUACAAUGGAGGAGAUGGGCGUCGACGAGACGGUCAAGUCGCUGAAGUGCCGGGUCGACGGCGCAGGCGAGGCUGGCGAGGCCUCUUGCAGAGGCACCGAUCAGUCACUGGGUGACUUCACCAUCGAGCUCCUGCCUGACCAGGGCAAUACGGUUGUGGAGGAAGUUUCUGUUAUGGACACGCUGGUGCCGGAGGACCAGAUAUGGCAGGCCAAGGCCGCCUUCACCACCAUAUCCAAGUCUCCGACGACGACAUCUGGGAAUGGCAAAGGAAAUAUCUACUUCUUGAAGACGGUCGUGCAAGCCCCGUUCUCGCUAGACCUGAUAUACUCUACAAAAGGGUCAAAGUCCACCAUAACACAUAAAUUUUACACCUCCUUCCCCCAGCGCGUAGCGAGUGUCUUCCGACCAUCAGCAGCGUUCCAAGGGGAAAAGAACUUCAUAUUUACCCAGGCCCUCCUAUCUAACCUCCUAGGAGGCCUUGGGUUCUUCCACGGCGAUAGCAAACUGGACGAGUCCCGCGCGCCCGAGUACGACGAGACCGACCCCAAGUUUUGGGAGUUGGCGGCAGAGGCCAUGAAGAGGGCAAAAGUGGCCACGGCCCCGCCGCGUUCGCUCCUCUCCCACACCCCCUCGCGCCCCUUCUUCCCCCGCGGGUUCCUGUGGGACAAAGGAUUCCACCUCAUCCCCGUUAUCGAAUGGGACCUCGACCUCGCCGUCUCGGUGCUGCGCAGCUGGCUCGGCCUCAUGGACUCGGACGGCUGGAUCGGCAGGGAGCAGAUCCUCGGCCCCGAGGCCCGCAGCAAAGUCCCGGCCGAGUUUCAGGUCCAGUACCCGCACUACGCCAACCCGCAAGCCCUCGCGCUCCUCUUCCCAACCAUCCUCGACAAGAUGGCCAACCCGUUUUCCUACCGGGGUAGCCCGUCCAGGUACCUGACCGACCCCGACGGGGCGGGGAAAGAGAUACUGCGCGAGCUGUACGGCCUCCUAUCAAAGCACUACGCCUGGUUCCGCCGCACGCAGGCCGGCAACUUCAGCACCGUCUACCCGCGGCCCGAAGGCGCCGCGGCGGCGGCUGGGGAGGGCUACCGCUGGCGCGGCCGCACGCCGCAGCACACGCUCACCAGCGGCCUGGACGACUACCCGCGCGCCAACCCCCCGCACCCCGCCGAGCUGCACGUCGACGCGCUCGCCUGGGUGGGCGCCACCGCGUCGGCGCUCGCACGCCUGGCCGCGCACCUCGGCGAGCCGGCCGACGCCGAGACGUACGGGCGGCACCCCGCGGCCGUGCUCCGCAGCCUCGACCUGCUGCACUGGGACGAGGGCGCGGGCGCGUACUGCGACGCCACCGUCGCCCCCGCCGCCGCCGACGGCCGGUUCGAGCGCGUUUGCCAUUUAGGUUACGUCAGCGUCAUGCCGCUCCUGCUGGGGCUCGUGGGCGCCGACAGCCCGCGGCUGCCGCGACUGUUGGAGCUGCUGGGCGACCCGGGGCGGCUGUGGUCCCCGUUCGGGCUGCGGAGCCUCAGCGCGCAGGAUCCCGGGUACGGCGGCGGCGACGAUUACUGGCGGGGCGCGGUUUGGGUCAACCUAAACGUUCUGGCGGCGCUGCGGCUGGCCGAGCUGGGUGGCGCGAGCAACGGAAAGGGAGAAACCACGGCCGCCGCCGCAAGGUUGGGCGCGGAGCUGAAGAAGCGGCUGGUAGAAACAGUGUACCAGAGCUGGAAGCAGACAGGGUUCGUGUGGGAGCAGUAUUCGGACAAGACCGGGGAGGGAAGACGGAGCAGGGCCUUUACCGGCUGGACCGCCUGUGUGAUUCUGCUGAUGGGCGAUACCAAGAGCGGAGCAGGAGGUCGAGGAGGAGAGGGGGCAUAUACAGACGGGGCCCGACGAUCAGGCUGGUGGUCCGGGCCAGGCGCGAGCAGAUCAGGGUCCGGGACAGGGAAUGGCGCCUCUACACUCACGGUCAUCGGGGUCAUGGGGGCGCUGGCGGCGGUGGCGUUGUUGAGGCGAACGCUCUUUGGGCUCUUCCGGGGCUUGGUCGACCGCGUGCGGGGGACGUGGGGGUAUGCGCGGGUGCAGCACCGGGCUUCAGACUAGAAGGACUAUACUUACAAGGUCACCUUCAAGGGACCGGGCCCUAGCAGUCACCAUCAAGUAGUGAUGUGCAAGGCCCUACGAUAUCGUGGGUUGCAGCGUUUAUUCUGUUGGUUUG
Molecule: messenger RNA, 2632 nt
Organism: Gaeumannomyces tritici R3-111a-1
Lineage: Eukaryota; Fungi; Ascomycota; Sordariomycetes; Magnaporthales; Magnaporthaceae
Product: mannosyl-oligosaccharide glucosidase
Exons: 4
Coding region: 1-2517 (838 amino acids)
Biological process (GO): protein N-linked glycosylation; oligosaccharide metabolic process
Cellular component (GO): endoplasmic reticulum membrane
Molecular function (GO): Glc3Man9GlcNAc2 oligosaccharide glucosidase activity
Source: RefSeq, a predicted model, not a curated record